Messenger RNA from Vigna umbellata (rice bean), 1227 nucleotides. Lineage: Eukaryota; Viridiplantae; Streptophyta; Magnoliopsida; Fabales; Fabaceae. The record is from RefSeq and is a predicted model, not a curated record.
AUGAAAGAAACAAAGGCUACAAUUAUGUACCUUUGUGUAUUUUUUGCAUUGUGUAUCAGACUCAACGUUCAAGCAAAUCCAUUAUCAACUGUAGAAACAGAAAUUGAAGCCAAAUUGAAGCAACUAAACAAGCCUGCUGUAAAAACCAUCAAGAGUGAAGAUGGAGAUAUUAUUGAUUGCGUCAACAUUUAUGACCAACCUGCUUUUGAUCAUCCAGCCUUAAAAAACCACACUAUCAAGAUGAUGCCUGAUUAUAUGCUACAAUUGGAAAAUUCAAGCACAGUAAAAGAAGAUUCAGAGUCACAGAUAUUUCAGACAUGGCAGAAAAGUGGAAGUUGUCCACAAGGAACCAUCCCCAUUCGUAGAAUUGUAAAGGAAGAUUUACUCAGAGCUGCUUCUCUCGACAGCUUUGGCCAGAAAUUCCCACAGCACUACGAUAACUCAACAGGCCAAGAAGACGGAUAUGUUAUCCCAACUCGAUCAUCAGCAUUUCUUCUGACUCUUGGAUUCAACUACAUUGGAGCACAAGCAGAGAUCAACGUUUGGAAUCCAAAGGUUGCUCAGACAAACGAGUUUACCACAGCUCAAAUUUGGCUCAAGAACGGCAACGGUUCCUAUUUUUCAAGCGUUGAAUCAGGGUGGACGGUGAAUCCCAAGCUAUAUGGUGACAGAGCCACCCGAUUUUUCGCCUACUGGACUAGGGAUUCAUACAGAUCAACUGGAUGCUUCGAUCUUACAUGUUCAGGAUUUGUGCAAACAGGGCAAGUAGCGCUUGGUGCUAGCAUAGGACCUACAUCAUCAUUUUACAGAGAACAGUAUGACAUUAACGUUGGAAUGUUCCUGCCAAACUCGGGAAAUUGGUAUCUGAAAGUGAAGAACAAUGUGGCAGUGGGUUAUUGGCCAGCUGAAAUAGUGGGGUUAUUGAGACACAGUGCGACAUCGGUUGAGUGGGGGGGACAAGUAUCGAGCACGAAUAUAAGAAAGAAAAGGCCUCACACCACAACACAAAUGGGUAGUGGAGAGUUUGCAAAUGGUCGAUAUCAGCAAGCAUGCUUCAUGCGGAACAUAAAGAUUAUGGAUUAUUCACUUCAGCUUAAGUAUCCCAGAGAUGUAACUACAGUGUCUCAAGAGCCCUAUUGUUACAAUGCCCUCAAUGAUGCCAGGCCUGGGGUCGAACCUAUGUUUUAUUUUGGAGGCCCUGGUCGAGGCCUAGCCUACUGUCAGUGA